GGCAGCAAUCCACGUGGCGCAAUAAGUGCCACUGAUCACAUUCUCUCUGCAUUAAAGCCCAGUUGUCCAUACCUUCUCCUGCAACUCUGUACUGUUCCUCUAGGCUUUAUUGCAAUUUCCCAUCACAUUUCUUCUCAUUAUCAUGUCCAUUGGAACUUCAAACUCUGCAUUUUUUUGGCAAUCUUCUUUUUCUGAUAAACUGCAGCACCAGGUCUUGCUCUCGAUCAGCUAAUAUAUGUUUUGUAGAGGAGAUUUUGAGUAGCCUGAGAAGGCCAAAAUUUUAAAGGAUAGUUACUUCCCUCAUCUGUUCCGUUGUCUACGUAAUUUGUGAGCAUUGCUUAUGAAGAGGGUUAGCAAUGAGUUAGAUUUAAAGCUUGCUUUAGGAUACUCCAAACCAAGUGGGAAGGAAAAGAUGAAGAAUGAAUCAGGUGCAGGUGUAAAUGCAAGAGGAGGCUCUAGUUAUAAUAUAUUCUCGGCACCUGAUCCGUUGUCUGAACUAGUUUGGUCUCCCCAGAAAGGCGUGAGUCUGAAAUGCACCGAAAACAGUUUAGCUAAUAACAAGCCCUUUCUUGUGUGGAAUGUGGCACCCUGCAAUGACCUUUCUGCCCCUUCGGAAAUUGUCAGAUUCAACAGUGUUUAUGAUGAAAAGGAGUUCGACAGAGGAAAAACUUGUGUUAUGGAGAAAACAAAACCUGCAGAUAGAGUUGGAAAUGAUGAUACCCAUCAAAACAAAGAGCCUCAGGUGAAGAGUGAAGAGAAGGAUCUCUCCUUUACACAGAGUGUUCAGAUGAUGACAGGAAAGGAUGAUGGCUGUGAAAAUUAUGCCGGGGAUGAAGAACACCAGACAGCAAAGUCUGUGGGACAGGGUGAAGUUGCUGCAAGCAGUUGCAGCAUACACGAAGAGAAUGCCGGUUUAGUUUCUACAACAGCCUUGGAAGAUUUCCUACCUUCAAGAAAUUCUGGACCUGUUAAUGCUUCAGUCCCUAAUCUUACACUGCAAAAGACAGAGUUCACUGCUGAAAAUGACAUACAGAACUCAGCCAUGAAAGAAGCAAGUCUGCAGUUUAGGGACUCUCUGCCACUUGCAGUUUCUUCAACACAAAAAAUAUCUUCUUCUUCACGGAAGAGGAAAGGUAAAAGGAAAGAUUUUUUACAUAGUGACGAGGAAGAAGACAGCAGCCAUGAGAGUGUGGAAAGCUGCAACAGCACGAAGGUGUCUCUCAGAAGGGGCAAAAGAAUGAGAGAGCAAACCAAAAUUGCGUCUUCUGAUCCAACCCCCAAAGAUGCUGGAAACAGCUCUUUUAUGACUUGGGUUUCUAAUAUGGUGAACGGUUCCUCAAACCCGGACCAAGAAGAAGUUCCUUCCCUUGCCCUUGCCCUUACUUGUGCUAAUAUUGAUAAUGUGAAUAAUUAUGGAAUUUCCACGUGUGAAAAAAACAUAGAGUUCCAAGCCAUGUUUCAUUCUCUAUAUUCUCCACAAGAUAAAAGAACACCAAAAGAUGAUCUGUCUGCUGGGGAAUCUAAGGAUGCCUUUUCAGAUGACAAGAUGGUUAUUGAGGUUUCACCAAUAACAUGCCAUCGAGAGGAAAAUGAUGUGUUGGAUGAGAAAAUCAACACAACCGACAUGGAUGAAGGUGCCUCUUCGCCUAAAUCCCCAAUUUUGUCUCAGGAAUGUAAAUCAAAUUCUCCAGAAAACAAAAAGAAAAUGGAAGGGUGUUCUUCUGGUUCUAUGUGUAUGCUUAGAACGGACAAUAAUGGAGAGAGCACCAGUCCAAGUCACCAUUCUGAAAAAAAAGAAACAAAAGAUACAUAUGAUGUUACUUCUCUUCAAAGCUUUUGGAUCACCCGAUUUUCAGCCCGGGACCCAAGCACAGUCUUAAACUCACCCGAAAGCAGAGAAAAUAGAGAUGAGUCAGCUAAAUGUGCAAAGUCUGAACCUAAUGCUCAGAUAACUUGUGAAUAUCUUGUUUCUAAUAACAAUAAAGUUUCUGAACCGAAGGGGUUGUUUUCUGAAGAUCCUGACUAUGAGCUGUUAAAGGACAUGCAGUGUAAUACAAUGGACGAGGAUGCUUUCAUUGCAUUCAAAGAUGACAGUAAAUCGAUUCAUAAAUUGAAUCCGAUCACGCCCUUUACAAAACUGAAGAGCUCAGAGGCAAUGACAUCAUUGUUCGCAAGGAGAUUGGAUGCUUUUAAACACAUCAUACCUCCAGACACUAGAAACGAAGCAACUUGCACAAAAACAAUCUGUUUGUUCUGUGGAAAGAAUGGACAUGAUUUACAUAACUGUUCAGAUGCAGAUGAGAGUGAGCAGGAAGACCUUUUGAGGAAUAAGGUGUGUUCAUAUGAUUGGGCUGAAGGUUCUCAUUCAUUUUGCAUCAGAUGCUUUAAGCUUGAUCACUGGGCUGUUGCAUGUCCAAUGGCAACUUCAGGAGGUAGGCAAUACUGGGGAAAGCAUGGCAAUUAUUGUUCCAAUGGUUCUAACUUUGUAGCAAAGGAGGAAGGGUGUUCGAAUAUUAUUGUCAAUCAUGUUGGGGGAUUCAAAGAGAAACCUACAUUCUUCAACGAUACUAAUAUCCUGGGUCAUAACCUGAAAUCAAGUGUGCCAAAAGGAGCUUUUGAUGCUAUAAGGAGACUUCGUUUGUCUCGUGGAGAUAUCCUCAAAUGGCUGAACUCCAAAGCAUCAUUGUUCCACUUAGAUGGUUUUUUCUUGCGUCUGAGACUCGGACGGUGGGAAGGUGGGGGCUUAGGAGGAACGGGCUACUUCAUUGCUCGUAUAGCUGAGUCCCAACAAGACCAUUCGACAAAAAAUUCCAAGUGCAUCUCAGUAAGUCUUUGUGGCAUCACUUGCUCUGUCGAAAGCCAGUAUGUGUCCAACCAUGACUUUCUUGAGGAGGAACUUAUGACCUGGUGGUGCAAAACAUCUGAAAGUGGAGGCAAGAUUCCUUCUGAAGAUGAGCUGAAGAUAAAAGUUGAAGAGAGGUUGAAGUUAGGCUUUUGAAAUCAAACACCUAAAAGAAACCACAAAAAAGAAAGAGGAGAAAGAAUGGAUCCUCUCAAAGUGCAAACCUGCAAGGUUCUAGUUUGGUUGCCAUGAAGAUCACAAUAUUGAUCUGUUCCAUUUCCAGUCCUGUAAGAGUUCCAUAGCUGAUUUGUACUUUCUACACAUGGUGGCCUAAUCUUUUUUGUUGAAGGUGACAAGUAAAUACAGUAGGUCCAUGUUACUACCACACACCACAGAUGACACCAAUAUUGACACCACCAGACAUAAUUUCUCAGUCUAUGCGUAAUUGUACAUGAUAAUUUCUCAUGGUGUCAGACUUGGCGUCAUCUCUGAGUUAAAGUAGCAUUUUCCAAAAAGUAUGCCUUGACAAUUUAAUAAAUGAAGCACUUGAAAAUCA
Messenger RNA from Cuscuta campestris, 3398 nucleotides. The record is from the annotation of a GenBank genome assembly. Lineage: Eukaryota; Viridiplantae; Streptophyta; Magnoliopsida; Solanales; Convolvulaceae.